Arctia plantaginis is the source of this 765-nucleotide messenger RNA. NCBI's taxonomy places the organism in Eukaryota, Metazoa, Arthropoda, Insecta, Lepidoptera, Erebidae. The record is from the annotation of a GenBank genome assembly.
AUGGGUUUGAGCUCACUUUUAUUGUUUGCCUGCGGGGUUGUGUACGUCCAAGCUCACGGCAUGCUUAUGGACCCACCCAACAGAGGGUCUUUAUUUCGUCUAGGUUACAAUUCACCACAAGACUAUGAUGAUACUGCCGCGAACUGCGGGGGACUCACCCGUCAGCAUGUUCUUAAUGGGGGAAAAUGCGGCGUCUGCGGUGAUCCUUACGACGAGCCACAGCCCCGCGCACAUGAACUUGGAGGUAUGUACGGCAUUGGGUACAUCGUCGCCAACUACAAAGCUGGCCAACUCAUAUCUACAAAUGUGAAACUCAGCGCCAGUCACUACGGCUUUUGGGAACUACGCAUUUGUCCUCAUCCUUACGAACAAGAGCAAUCCUGCUUCGACAACGGCUAUCUUUUAGAACUUGAACAUGGUGCGACUAAAUAUUACCCAAGGCGAGGUGCAGGAUCUUAUAACGUCACUUAUCGCCUACCUGCUAAACUGACUUGUAAACACUGUGUUCUUCAGUGGCUGUACACGGCAGGUAACAACUGGGGAGUCUGUGCCGACGGAACGACAGGUCUUGAAUGUGGAAAACAAGAACACUUCUACUCUUGUUCAGACAUUUCCAUUGAAGCAAAUGUUACCCCAAGCACUGAAGCGAUCCACCAAAAAGAAAUGAAUUUUCAGGAGGCUACGAAGACAACCAAGUUACCGUCAUCGAAUCUAAGGGGUUUUGCCGAGAUAUUCAGUAACAUCCCGAAGGCACCAACGUAUUAG